Molecule: messenger RNA, 2482 nt
Organism: Diatraea saccharalis (sugarcane borer)
Lineage: Eukaryota; Metazoa; Arthropoda; Insecta; Lepidoptera; Crambidae
Source: the annotation of a GenBank genome assembly
UUAUUGUGUUGCAGUCUUAAUAAGUCUGUGGUGUAUUCUAAUUCUUAUAGAUAAUUGAUAUUAAUUUGGCAUAGCUAUGGAUCGACGCGACAUUUUACAGCCCGCAAAAUCUGCGGAAUACAUUGCCAGACUUUCUAAUCACGUUAAAAUACAUGAAAGUGGUAUUAAUAAACUUUGUGAAGAAGUUCUUUUAUCAUUAAAAUCGAACAAACUGGAAAUUCCAGCAACUGGCGCUAAUAUACAAUAUCCUGAUAAGGAAGAUGUUCGAACAGUAGAUUGGAUCUUUGUAGCAGACGCAUUAAAUUUUUGCUUUUGGUCUUAUUCUGAUAAUAAUAAGUGGACAGUUGAUAAUUACUCUGGUUAUUAUGCUUUGGAGGCAGCGUUAAGUAGAGCAUUAAAGGAAGGUCAUGACAUAACAAAUCCAAGUUACUAUUCUAAAAUAACGAAAGAACAACUUUCAGUUAUUAUGAGAGGAGAUAAUGACACACCAAUUCCAUUAUUUGAAGAAAGAUUGUCGGUACUACAUGAGGCGGGAGCCAUACUUUUAGAGAAAUAUAAUGGAACAUUUAAAACAUGUCUGCAAGAAGCAGAUAAGUCUGCUUUGAAACUACUCAGGAUCAUCGUUGACAAUUUUCCUUGUUUCCAAGACGAGGCAGUAUAUAAAGGAAAGGCUGUAUCUUUUUACAAGAGAGCACAAAUUCUCGUAGGAGAUAUUUGGAAUUUCUAUGGUGGCAAAGAUUGGGGAGAGUUUAGAGAUAUAGAUGAAAUAACUAUGUUUGCUGAUUAUAGAGUACCUCAAGUUUUGUUAUACUUUGGUGCAUUAAGUUAUGAUGAGAAUUUAAUGGAAAAAGUGAAGAAUGAUGAACUUUUGCUCAGUGGUUCAGAAGAGGAAGUAGAGAUACGUGGUUGCUCAAUACACUGUGUGGAAUUACUGAAAAAGAAUAUAGAAGAAAAAAUUAAGGGCAGAUCUAAUGUUGAAGUGCCCAAUUCAAGUUUGAUCGACUAUUAUCUUUGGUGUUACCGCCGAAAGUACGCCGACGAAAUGAACAAGGUACCGUUUCAUAAAACCUUGGGAAUAUUCUACUGAAAUGAUCUUUUUUAAUUGAUAUACCAAAAAAAAUCUAGAUUAAGAAAAAAAAAAAUAUAUUUUUUAAUAUGAAUUUUUAUUGUCACAUCAAAACCAUACAUCAGAAAUUAGACAAAAAAACAUUAUUACGAUAAGAUUAAGGCGAUAAUAAUAUAAACCGCAUAUAGUAGUAGUUCAUAGAUAUUUGAAAUUUAUCACAUUACUGCAGUCGAUCUUUUGUAUAACUUUAAAAUAUAAACAAAUCAUAAUGUCUAACUGACUCUACCUUACACGUCGCUUAUCUAAAAAUUAUGGGCACAACCACUAAAGGAGAACUAAUACACAAUAUUAGGUAUUUAUUCAUUUCUAUUAUUUACAACUUUGGCGUUGAAUCUAAGUAAUGACUUAAAUAAUGAAAAAUGAUAUUUAUGUAAAUGGCACUUAAUAUUUACACGAUUUAUGACCUUAUUUACACAUUUAUACGACCAUCCAAGAAAUUAUAAAAGACUGGAGCCUUUUUCGUUUUUACAAUUUUUUCAUAUUUCGUUUUGCGAGUGACAUAACUACCACGAAAUGUUUACAAACAAGUAAACAAAUUAUAGUUAUGUUUCUUUUUAUUGUUACAAAAAUCGCAAUUUUACCAUAGGAUUCUUAUUUUAAUUUGAAAUAAUUCUUUUUAAAUAUUCUGAUUUAUUUAUUUUGCCGGUGAUGUACUUCGUAAUUGUAGAUUAGCCAUCACCAAAAGAAUUUAAACAAAUGGAAAUGCAAAUAAUGAUAAUAUCAAAAGAUAAAAGUGUUUUCCAUUUGAUAAUGAAAAUAUUAAUGAUUAUUACUCUUUGAGUAUGAGAAUCGAGAUUACUCAUCAAUGAUUAGAUGAUGAUAAUGUAUCGAAAGAUAUAAUGCCACAGCAAAAUUAAAAAUAAAUCUAAGUCUGGAAUUUAAUAGAACUUUAUCAUUUUUUAUUUAUUUUUUCCUGGAGUUUUGUAACUGUAUACCUCAUAUUUAUAAGGUGACUCUUAUUCUAUUUAUUAUUAAAUUUAGACUUGAGACUUUCGAAGAACGCUAAUUUAUUUUUAAUUGUACCCGGUUCAGGUUGAGGGCUGCCAGGUCUACUGGUUUGUUUGACAACUUCUUCUGUGCCUUCUGGGAUUUCUUUUGAUCCCCCAGGAACUGUUAGUGGAGUUGCCAUAGACAUUUUGAGUUCUUCCCUGAACUCUUUAGAGAUGCUCCUUGCAGUGAGACUGUGCAUAUAUUGUAUUUUGUUUGGAGAUUUCUCGUUUUCACCGUUUAAUAUAUUUUCUUUGCUUUUCCGCCGUCGCCAUGAAUAUGGCUGGGGGAGCUGGAAUACAAACAGAAGCAAAUUUUGUUAUACACAUCUCAUUAACAAAAUUAAAAGUCCGGUAUCAUUUAAAGAGU